AUGGUGUUGACUUUAUGUCAAGCGCAGCAGCGCCAUUUCUCCCCUUCUCUUUUCUCUUGUUUACCUCCCUUAUUCUUCAUUCCCUACUGUUACGAUCUGAAAAGGAGGACUCACCCGGGACGCUCUAUGGGAGGUCAUGGGAAUGGUAACCAACCAAGGGGCUGGUAUGGACACAGCGUGUCGCGCCCAGAACUAUCGCUCACGGUGAUCACGGUUAUCAGAGUGAUCAGCAGGAAUAUAUAUAGUAGGCGAAGUACCUCCACUACUAGCUCAAUACAUUGGUUACCCCUCAAUACUCUUGCCAGAUCGACUACCGAUACUGUCUUAGUAUUCCCCACCGUCGUGCCGCCUCCACAUCAGCUUAGACCUACUGAAGGUCUUCGACCACUAAGUUCACUCAAGCAGUUAGAGUCUUUAACGCCUAACCUCUCAGGUCUGCUCACAAUACCGAGGGCUAAAAGAGAUUUUAUCCUGCUAGUGAAGGACACAGGUGGUUUUGAAGAGCUUCACUCUGUUAAUGGACAAGAAAUCCUGAAAAAUUUUGAUGAUGCGACAACUAAUCCCUAUAAAGAAAAGGUCGACGAGUUUAUUGAAUUGGAGCGCAAGAAGGAUCCCUAUCUCCGUCCCCCUACAGUCUGCAAUUUAAACGCUCCCCAAAAAUUUAAUUUGGUCGAAACUAUUAUAAUCGAUCUACGGCAGGAUGGAAGUAAGAACAUGAAGCAAUACAGAAAUUUGGGGCAUAUUUCAACCGAACGAGGCUGUUUGUUGACGAAGGAACUGCUUGUACGGAAAUACUCUAGCAUUGAUCGUGCUGGGUUGCCGACUCUGCCCUGCAUCAAAGGACUUGGUCACAAGACUCUCACAGAACUCUUGAAUCUCAGAGUUUUGAAUAGAGUUACCUAUCAUCUUGAGCUUUACCAGAAUAUGGGUGUACCAGCUGAUUGGGAUCUGGAGUCCUUCUGUUUGGCAUCCAGCCUUAAUACCACGUCGACCGAUACACUCCGCAAAUCUGGAAUUGGAUCCUCCUCUGCUCCUUUCAGAAAGGCUAGAUUUGGUUCUGCCGAUGUAGAUGCAACAGCUGCAGGUUUGACACAAAUUCUACAUGCAUCUAUCAAAGUCAGACGAAAUCGCGGAGUAAAUCAUGUGGCUGAAACAUUUGGCCGCCAACACAAAAGAAAUUCAUUCCAGGGCCAAAUUACUGAGCUGGGCGUCAAGAAACAACGGAACUGGGGCUCCAUACUUAGGUUGGUCUUGACUAGCUCGUUUCCGUACAUUGCUGACCAUUUGAAAACGCCCGCGGCCUACUUUGUCCCUUUUGCUCAUGACUCGACUCGGAGAAACGAGCAAAACUCAUCCUCCAAUAUCGCGGCCCCAAAUAUUCAACAACAUUUCACAUCUAGCACUAUUAUGUCUCUAUGCGUGUGUUUACCUCGCGUAGCAGGAGCCAACUGGAUCAAAAGAAUAUGGAGGAUUGACCCUUGGAUAGGUCUAAUUAUGAAAGCGGAGAUAUCAAGCCGUCACAGGUGGUACUCGGUGAUCCUGUAUCAACGAAUGCUGCUUGAUUAUCUUAAUCUCGGGAAUCUAAAAUAUAGCACAAGUCAAGCUACCAUAGUCAGGGUGCGAGCGGAAGCCUCGAAAAUUGUACUAGACCCUAGCUCUUCCUCUAAUGUCGAUGAUCAUCGAGUUCAGACUAUGAAAUCACUAGGAUUUAAUAGCAGAAGCAAUCUUGAAAUAUACCUAAGUUUCUUCUUUGCGCUCUUGAAUAACUUUCUUCAAUUCAAUAUUUCAAUCAAUUUGCAGACAUGUUGCAGGGUAAGUAGCUCCGGGUUUCUUCCAUUUUGGUCCAACGUAGAUAGUAUCGCUAUUUCUUGUUCUUAUCGAUACGAAUCAGAUUUCUGA
Molecule: messenger RNA, 1899 nt
Organism: Lindgomyces ingoldianus
Lineage: Eukaryota; Fungi; Ascomycota; Dothideomycetes; Pleosporales; Lindgomycetaceae
Exons: 19
Coding region: 1-1899 (632 amino acids)
Source: RefSeq, a predicted model, not a curated record